Trifolium pratense (red clover) is the source of this 2014-nucleotide messenger RNA. Its product is annotated as cytochrome P450 90A1-like. Lineage: Eukaryota; Viridiplantae; Streptophyta; Magnoliopsida; Fabales; Fabaceae. Gene Ontology annotation, biological process: brassinosteroid biosynthetic process; sterol metabolic process; brassinosteroid homeostasis. The record is from RefSeq and is a predicted model, not a curated record. Bases 344 to 1807 code for a protein of 487 amino acids. The transcript has 8 exons. Gene Ontology annotation, molecular function: monooxygenase activity; iron ion binding; oxidoreductase activity, acting on paired donors, with incorporation or reduction of molecular oxygen.
AGCAUUUUGCUAAUAGUAAAAGUAUUUUAGAGUGAAAGAAAGAUGAGAAGAGUGAGAGAGAGAGAGAGAGAGAUUCUAAAAUAUCUAAACAUUUAUUUCUUCCCACACAUCGUUUUCUUCUUGUAGAGCAUAGGUACCCCCACCCACUCGUGUGCCUCUUCUCCCUCCAUUAAUGCUCCUUCCUUCCUUCCUUCACAUUUCAAUAUCCCUCCCUUCUUUUUCUCUCCCUCUAUUUUAUUUAUUUAUUUAUCAUUUUCAAUCAAAAAACAAAUACUAGUAUUAUACACAAACAAACACAUACAUAUAUAAAUAUCACAAACAAUAAUUCUUUUAAUAUACUACAAUGGCUUAUUUUCUCUUCUUCAUCAUCUUCCUUGUCUUUCUCUUCCUCCUCAGAAAAAUCCGUUACGCGAAACUUCGGCUACCGCCGGGGAGUCUCGGUUUACCUUUCAUCGGAGAAACGUUACAGAUGAUAUCAGCAUACAAGAGCGACAAUCCUGAACCUUUCAUCGACAAGCGAGUGAACCGGUACGGUUCAAUUUUCACUAGUCAUGUUUUUGGUGAACCGACUGUUUUCUCGGCUGACCCGGAAACGAACCGGUUUAUUCUUAUGAAUGAGAAGCUUUUUGAAAGUAGCUACCCCGGUUCGAUAUCGAACCUUCUAGGAAAACAUUCGCUGCUUCUUUUGAAGGGUUCUCUUCACAAGAAAAUGCAUUCUCUUACUAUGAGUUUCUCUAAUUCUACCAUUAUUAAGGAUCAUCUUCUCUUUCAUAUAGACCGGCUUAUCCGGCUCAAUAUGGAUUCUUGGUCCGACCGGGUUCUUCUCAUGGAGGAGGCCAAGAAGAUAACAUUUGAGCUAACAGUGAAACAACUGAUGAGCUUUGAUCCAGAUGAAUGGACUGAGAAUUUAAGAAAAGAGUACAUGCUUGUCAUUAACGGCUUUUUCACUCUUCCUUUUCCUCUUUUCUCUGCCACCUACCGCAAAGCCAUCAAGGCAAGAACGAAGGUGGCAGAGGCAUUGACACUAGUAGUGAGGCAGAGAAGAAAAGAGAGUGAUAUAAGCCAAGAGAAAAAGAAUGACAUUCUUGGAGCAUUGUUGGCAUCUGGUGAACAAUUAUUGGAUGAGCAAAUAGUGGAUUUUAUGUUGGCUUUGCUAAUAGCUGGUUAUGAAACAACUUCUACUAUAAUGACUCUUGCUAUCAAGUUCCUCACUGAGACUCCUUUAGCCUUGGCACAACUCAAGGAAGAGCAUGAGCAAAUUAGAGCAAGGAGUGAGCCAGAGGCACCACUGGAAUGGACAGAUUACAAGUCAAUGGCAUUUACUCAAUGCAUUGUGAAUGAGACUUUAAGAGUGGCAAACAUAAUUGGUGCAGUAUUUAGGAGAGCAACAACAGACAUCGACAUAAAAGGUUACACUAUUCCUAAAGGAUGGAAGGUGAUUGCAUCAUUUCGUGCUGUGCAUUUGAAUGCUGAACAUUUCAAAGAAGCCCGCACCUUCAAUCCAUGGAGAUGGCAGAGUAAUAAUAACUCAGAAGCUGUACCAAGCCCUGUGAAUGUAUUUACACCAUUUGGAGGAGGACCGAGGUUGUGCCCUGGCUAUGAGCUAGCCAGAGUUGUACUUUCGGUCUUCCUUCAUCGCAUGGUGACUCGCUUCAGUUGGGUUCCUGCUGAAGAAGAUAAGGUGGUGUUUUUUCCAACAACUAGGACACUGAAGAGGUACCCUAUUAUACUGAAACGGAGAGAAGAAACCAGAUCAAGCAUUGGAAUUGGGAACACAGCAGAUACAGGAAGGCAAAAAGAGAACUGAAAGUAUAGAUCAGUUUAAGUUGUUCAAGUUGAUUAUAUAUAUAUAAAUAAUACAUAAUCAAUAAAAAUUUAUCUACCAGUAAUGUUUACAAGAAUUUUGACAUAAUUCAAAUACAUCCAAGGUAGCAUAGUUAUUUGAUGAAAUUAUUAUAUUGGCACAAUUCUUAUGAACUGUUACAAUAAUUUAUUUAUUUUUAUUUUAGAAUUA